CCCUCUUCUUUCUCGAUGCUCAUUGAAGUCGCACCAGAAAUCAUUUUUUUCGCAAAAUUUAUUGGCAUUUUCUUUAAUUAAAUAGUGAAAUAUAUCGAAAAUUAGAGUAAAUAGUUCCCUCAAUCACUUUAACUGACAUUCUGGUCACACUGACCCACAUACAUUGAGAUUACACUUACGCGUCUUUUUUUUCUUCACACUACAUAAAGAAUAGUUUGAUCAAAAAAACGACGACGAUUAUUCCGUAAAUGGAAGGUGAUAAUACUGACGUGGAAACCGCAAAGAUGGAGAUGCAAUCCAAAGAAGAACAACAUGGGAAUCCUGAGAAUCUCAUCAGCCCUUUCAAGACGACCUUUCUGGAUCUUCCGCUAAUGGAUCUGAUGCCGAUAAUUGCACAAUAUCUCGAACCUCAGGAUUUGUUUGCACUGCGCUGCACUUCGCAUUACUGCAAGCACGUGGUGGAUGAUGUUGGAUUUACCUAUCUUGGAAUAGUUGAUCUGACAUAUUCUGGGUGUGGUUGGUGGACGUAUUCAAAAUAUUUUGAUCGUCCAGGUGAGAAGAAAUAUAACAGCAGAAUCGCAAUCAGGGAACGCAUCAUGCAGAAAUGCCGUAAAGCUCGAAAGUUAAAGGUUGCUAAAGACUGGAUCACCAAUGAUUUGAUGUAUGAAUUUCUCAAGAAUAAUCCUUCCCUGGAGGAAUUUGAGCUUGACGAAAGUUCCCCAAUCUCGAAUGAAGCUCUCAAACCACUGCUGAAUUGCAAGAAUCUUACUGUGCUAAAGGUUCCUUAUUCACAAUGUGGUGACAAUGAGUUCCUGAGAAGUCUAAGCCAGCACAACAAUCAUCUGCUGAAGAUUGAUUUUGAAGCUAGCAGUUGCCGGACGUCGUACUCUCCUCAAGUUAUUAAGGAGUUCAUUUCCAAACAACCGCAUUUGCAGUACAUCCGUUUGCCGUAUGUCGACGAUUAUGAUGUAAAUCAUGAAAUUAUAAGGACUAUUGUGCGAGUUUGCAAAGACUUGAAGAUCAUUGAGCUUCCUGGUUGGCGCAGAUUUGGUGAUGAUGAGCCAUUGAUUUGGCUAGCAGAUGGUUGCAAGAAGCUGACGGACAUCUGUCUAGAAAACGUGGAUUGGAUAGUAGACGAACAAAUUGUUUUGUAUAUGAUGAAUAAGGGUAUCAUCUUCCGCUGGGAAUUGGGCAGCAAUUGGCCCGAUGAUGAAUUUUAUGUUUUUCGAGAUUUUAAAGAGAGAUACUAUGAUAGCGACGAUGAUGAUGGCUACGGACCUAUUGGUGGUUUCGGAAAUAUAUUUUAAUUUCCUUUAAAAAAAAUCAAUGGUAUUCUCUAUUGAACCGUGAUCCAAUCUUAUUGAAAUCAUUUUGAUCUGUACGAUCUGUUUAAUAGAAAGUUUAAUUUUUUUGUUAAAGUUUUGAAAUUAAAUCAGAGAACUGGAUUAAAAUAUAUUUUUUUAUGAAAAUAUAGACAAAAAGUA
Lutzomyia longipalpis is the source of this 1484-nucleotide messenger RNA. RefSeq lists its product as uncharacterized. Lineage: Eukaryota; Metazoa; Arthropoda; Insecta; Diptera; Psychodidae. The transcript has 3 exons. The record is from RefSeq and is a predicted model, not a curated record. Gene Ontology annotation, molecular function: protein binding. Bases 249 to 1307 code for a protein of 352 amino acids.